GGACGUUUCCUUUGCUCUUCUAAGCAGUGGCUGGCGCCUGGUAGUCGCUCAGUACCUUGUUCCCUUUGGGUCUAAAGUCUUCCCAAGGCCAAAAGGGAGGAGAUUUGAAAGGAGGGUCACAAAGCGUCCAGGCUUCCGGCAGCACUUGGAAGGAUGCGCGGGAGUGGGGAUGGCGCAUAGGUCAUGCACGUGGACCCGUCCACGCAGUUGCAAGCACACUCUCCAGCAGGCAGGUAAGGGGCUGGGGCCGCCCGGUUGGCUAGGAAGGGGACGGUGACGUGUGCAAGGUGGUGGCGGACACCUGGGCUUGCCCGCGUGUAGGGCGGGCGCUAGGACCCGGGUGGCGCACCUGUUGGCUGGCACCGCGCCCCGCCCGUCCUGCGCUGGGAGCAUCGGGCUGCGGAACGCGAGGCCAGGGCGCACGCUGAGGACACGGACGCGCGUGGCUGCGGGUCGGAGGAACGGGGUCACGGCUCACCAUGGCCGAACUGCUGCGGAGCCUGCGGGAUUCACAGCUCGUGGCGCGCUUCCAGCGCCGCUGCGGGCUCUUCCCAGCGCGGGAGGCUUCUGGAGAGGAGCAUGUGGUGAAGAAUUAUUUCUACUAUUACCUGUUCCGGUUUUCAGCCGCUUUGGGCCAGGAAGUGUUCUACAUCACGUUUCUCCCUUUCACCCACUGGAAUAUCGACCCUAAUUUGUCCAGAAGAUUGGUUGUGAUAUGGGUUUUGGUGAUGUAUAUUGGCCAGGUGGCCAAGGACAUCCUGAAGUGGCCCCGGCCCUCCUUUCCUCCCGUUGUGAGACUUGAAAAGAGAAUUAUUGCAGAGUACGGAAUGCCAUCCACCCACGCCAUGGCGGCCACCGCCAUCUCCUUCACCCUCCUCAUCUCUACCAUGGACCGGUAUCAGUACCCUUUCAUUUUAGGCCUGAUGAUGGCUGUGGUGUUCUCUACGCUGGUGUGUCUCAGCAGACUCUACACGGGGAUGCACACGGUCCUGAGAAGGCCAUAUAAGUGGAACCAGGCAGUAUGUAACCCUUGGAGCUUGGAGGCGUGUUCCAGUCAGAAGCAUUUCCUGGAGGGUUUAUCCAUGUUGUACUAUGCGAUAUCCUGGGUGGCGUUCUGAUCACUGCAGUCCUCAUUGCUCUGACCUACCCUGCCUGGACCCUCAUCGAUUCCCUGGACUCUGCCAGCCCCCUCUUCCCUGUGUGUGUCAUAGUUGUACCGUUCCUCUUGUGCUACAAUUACCCUGUGUCUGACUACUACAGCCCGACCAGGGCAGACACCACCACCAUCGUGGCUGCUGGGGCUGGAGUGACCCUGGGAUUCUGGAUCAACCAUUUCUUCCAGCUCGUGUCCAAGCCCACCCCAUCUCUUCCUGUCAUUCAGAACAUCCCACCCCUUACCACUGACAUGCUGGUUUUAGGUCUGACCAAAUUUAUGGUGGGAAUCAUGUUGAUCCUCUUGGUUCGCCAACUGGUGCAAAAGCUCUCCCUGCAAGUAUUAUUCUCAUGGUUCAAGGUGGUUACUAGGAACAAGGAGGCCAGGCGAAGACUAGAGAUUGAAGUCCCUUACAAGUUUGUUACCUACACAUCUGUUGGCAUCUGUGCCACAACCUUUGUGCCAAUGUUGCACAGGUUUUUGGGAUUGCUCUGAGCCCAAGACAGUUAGGAACUAGUCCGCUAAUGCGAGAUGCAAAAUGGAGAACGCUGUCGAUUCAGGUAAUCUCAAUGCCUCCUGUUUAAGGAAACCCUAAGUCAUAGUUUUGUUUUGCUGAUGUAACAUAGAUACGGCUGCUGUGGGAUUCACCUGUAAGGACACCAGGCUCAAACCACAGCUGAGCUCUGCAAGAUCACCCCUCCCCUUUCUGUUACAUGGACUUGGGACACGGUCUUGGGUGGACAGGAAUUGUGGCCCAGUUUGCAAUGGUUACAAGCCCCACCAAGCUCCAGAGACCCAGUAGACUUGAGGUACUAUGAAGGCAGGAUAGUCUUUUCAGUUACAACCUUGCCUGAUGCCGAGUCUCAAUCCCCAAACUGGAGUUUGGUCUGGGAGUAAGGGUGGCACCAUGGAAAAUCUCAACUCAUUGGACAGAAUGGCUUCUUGUGCUGUCAUCAGACUGGACUGUCCCUGAGUGGGUGGUGAGACCAUUCUAAAAUAAAGUUUCCUGUGAGGACACUGAAGAUAGUAGCAGAGCCAUGAGGCCACCGGAAGAGCUUGCUUUAUUUACCAACUCAUCUCCUCCAGGAACUAUUAGUGAAGCAAGAUGCUGAUCUGCCUUGCAGACAGUCCACAGCAUCCAGUGAUUCGGUUUCCACACUAGUGUAAGCAACGCACGACGGGCUGCCAGCUCCUCACAGGUGGAAAUGAGGACACGCUGCGACUCCUGCCCUCACCUGCCUCGCCUUCAACACCUUCAGUUGCUUGAGCUUCCACAUAAGCCUGGAAGACACUGAAUCAGCACAAGAAUGGAUGAGCUUCGUCCUCUGGAAGCCCUCACACACUGCCUCAUCCCUGUGACUUUACCUUUCGUCAUUGCUUGGCUACUUUGUAUAAAUGUCUUCAGUUAUUCACCCUCUAGACAAAAUCAGGGACUCCCUCUCAGUCUUCCCACUCCUUCUUACCUCUUUCUUGGCAAGAUUUUUCAGUUAAGAACUUUAAGAUGUUUAGACCUGAAGAAUUUUAGCACAAGAAAAGCUGCAGCCUAUUUGGAGAGAAUAAGCGGGUUAACUGUAGCUCCUGUUAGCCCUAGAAUGGUCCUCCUUAUCUCCUUAGAGCUAAGAAGGUGUGCAGGACACCCACAGCAGAGACCUCCUUCCCUGGGCUCAGCACUUCGGAAUAAGCACCAGAUGCAAUGACAUCCCGAAGGGUUCGAGUAAGUGGUAGUCAUUGGUCAUUUGAGGGAUGGUGUCAGUAAGCCAGUGCUUCACUAUAUGCUCGUACUGGACAAAUCACCCUCUGACCCCCAAAAGAGCUAAGGCUCCAACUUUUGCAUUCAGUGUAAACACCAAAGCCAAAAUUUUCUCUGAUUUUGAGUAUGUCCCAUGGUCUAUGGUUGGAAUGAUGUUCUUUGGUACUGAAUGUAGUGUUUUAAUUCCUGAAGAAUAAUUCUUGGACUGGGCAUGGUUUUAAUCCUAGAAUCAGAGGCAGGUAGAUCUCUGAGUUUAAGGCCAGCCUGGUCUACAGAGUGAGUUUCAGGACAGCCAGGGCUACACAGAGAAACCCUGUCUUGAAAAACAAACAAAAAGAAUAAUUCUUAACAAAAUGCCCAUUUUUAACUUGACAAUUCUUCUCUUCUUCGUCAUAGUUAAGAACAGGAAUGCAAAGGCCUAGCACUUGCCAGGUUUUGCUGACAGUAUUUCAGCUCCGUGGCUGGGGAGCCUGGAGCCCUGGUUUACAGGUGUGCUUGCCUAGGCCAGCCUCCAGUUGUGCAUGGCUGUUUCUGUUGUUUCUCCCCCAACCCCCAAGCUACCAAACUAGAGCUUGUAAUGCUGGCUUAUAUUCACACAGGUGAUUUUAGUUGGUUUGUCUGAAGCCUAAUGACAAAAGGCUCAGCUUCUUCUACGUGUAUCUGCAACAGAAGGGCUGUAUGUAUUGUCACAGCGGUGGAUGUGGUGAUUAGGAAGUUUAAGGCCCAACAACAUGGAAGUUGACAACUGAGUGAAUGCAUUCGAGGCUGUGUUUACAUAAUUUAGAUGGAGGAUGAAUAUAUUAGCCACACAACAUUAAACAGUGUCCUAAGAAUUUGUCAUGACUGGUCACUCUUGGAUGGACUUGAUACAAGAAAAGGGAGGGAGAAAGUAUUCACUGUAGAUGCCAAGUUUAGUUUUGGAUUCCUACAGUACUGAUUUUAAAUGCUAUGGCUUGAUCACAUUUUGCCUUUGGUGAGCCUUCUCAAUUCACCAAACUCACUUCUUACAGAGCAGCACCGGCAUCCUAGUAAAGUCUCUCUUGGGUCUCUUUUCAAAACACUUUGUCAGUUUCUCUCUGGAGAGAGAGUGCCCCCUGCUGGCUUAGCUUGUCUUAGUCCAGAGGCCCUCUUGCACUGGGCUGGCCUGGUCACCAGAAUGUGUCCCUGUUAAGUCUAGGCCUGUCCUAUGCGGACACCAAAGCUUUUAGCUUCCUCUGGGAAUCAGGAAGAAUAACACAUCCUUUUCUCAUCUUGCUACUACUCUGGGCCAAGUCAUCAAUGUAGAACCGGCCUUCCAAGCCGCUGUCCAUUUUGCUCAGACCUGUACCUUAUGCUGGAAAAAGACAUAGGCAAGACCCUUAACCUAAUACCUUUCAUGAUAGCCACUAAAACCACUUGACACUGUGCCUGGUAACUUGGGUUUUCUUGCCGAAAUACACAACUCAUCUUCCCAGGAUAAUCACAGCAUGUGGUAUUUCAGACCACGUGUUUCAGGUUUCUAUUUUGGAAGCUUUCAACUGUCUUGCUUAUGCAGUGUAUGUAAAUUUAUUCUUUUUUAAAAUAAAAUCUUUUUGUUUGAGUAUGAUUAUUAAAUGCUUUAAAAUCUAA
This is a messenger RNA of Mus musculus (house mouse), 4511 nucleotides long. RefSeq names its product sphingosine-1-phosphate phosphatase 2 (gene Sgpp2). Bases 480 to 1118 code for a protein of 212 amino acids. Gene Ontology annotation, cellular component: endoplasmic reticulum membrane; endoplasmic reticulum. Gene Ontology annotation, biological process: sphingosine metabolic process. Gene Ontology annotation, molecular function: dihydrosphingosine-1-phosphate phosphatase activity; sphingosine-1-phosphate phosphatase activity. The record is from RefSeq and is a predicted model, not a curated record. The transcript has 7 exons. NCBI's taxonomy places the organism in Eukaryota, Metazoa, Chordata, Mammalia, Rodentia, Muridae.